Molecule: messenger RNA, 1674 nt
Organism: Ambispora gerdemannii
Lineage: Eukaryota; Fungi; Glomeromycota; Glomeromycetes; Archaeosporales; Ambisporaceae
Source: the annotation of a GenBank genome assembly
AUGAAAUUAAAACCAACAAGAAAAAUACCUCCACGAGUAAAAGCGCCUGACGAAUCACAAAAGCUUAACUUUAAUUCUCUGACUUUAAACACACAACUUUUCAAUAAAAAAAUAAAUCAUGUAACUACCUCCACGACCGCCACGGAACCCACUUCCUCCACCACGAAUAGCUCCUCUUCCUCCCCCUCGAUUGCCUCUAUCAUUACUUCCACCUCAACUUAUGAGUCAGUUAUGUAUUACACGAAAUAUAAUUUGGCCUCUAAUACUAAAGCUAAUGCUCAACCAAACUUGAAAUUUGAGACAUAUAUUUUGCACGAGAUUUCUUUGGAUCCUCAUACGAUGAAUUACGGGGAAAAUGGGGAGGAAGUAGUGUUCCUUGGCGAAAGAAAAAAAAAUGGUGGUUCAACUUCUACCUUUUAUAAUUCAAAUUACGCGUAUUCCACACUGCCAAGGGCUAGCAAUAGCUUUAAUUACAAUAGUAUUGCUACUUUUUCAAAUUGGAAUUCACAUUUGACAAGAACAGAAAAUAACCUCGAGACAGGAGAGGAAGCCACUAUAGGCCAAGUUAUUCGUAUAAUCACCGUCUUGAUUAUCGUUUUGGAUCGACCUCCUGCUCAAGACAAUAGCGACAAUAGCAAAUCGUUGGAUGGUCUUCCUCAUCCUACUCCACCUAGGGAGGAAACCAACAAUCAAAGACUUCCUCAUCUUACUCCCCCUAGGAAAGAAACCAACAAUCAAAGACUUCCUCAUCCUACUCCCCCUAGGAAAGAAACCAACAAUCAAAGACUUUCCCAUCCUACUCCUCAUAGGGAAGAAACCAACAAUCGAAGCAAUGAUGAUAAUGAAGAUGAGGAUGACAGUACUGGAUCUUCGUCUAGUUCUACUGUAUCCGAUUCUGAUAGUAGUAAUACUACUCGUUCUUUAUCUGAACCAUUAAUAAAAUAUCGUGUACCUAUCAAAGAAACAGCAGCGACAAAAAAUACUACUACCAUUAGGAAUAUUACUGCGCUAAAUAGGCAACAACAAAAUCUUCACUCCAAUACCAACCGAAAUUUCGAUUUGAAAAAUAAUAAUAUAUCCGUUGCAAACGACAUCAUGAAUAAUAAACAACCGCCGAAUCCAAAACAAAAUUUCCCCGCUCUUUCUAAUUCUAAUAAUUCCGGUCGAAUUGAGGUCAUCGAUCCAACUAAAAUUCUAAUUGAAAUUGAAAAAAGCUCCACUACUUCUGAAAACACCAACUCCGCCAACCAGCCUCUAAAUUCACCUACCUCUUCAACAACACCAUCCUCAUCAUCAAUUAAAGCUCCAUCUUCGAAAAUCAAAACAGCAACCAAACCAUCGCAAACUAUAACUCGAAAACCAAAUGAAAUCUCGGCAGAAAAUUCUUCAACUUCGCAACCAAGAGAGCGUCUAUCUUACGAAAGUGUAAAAACUUAUUUUAAUUCUUAUGCACGAACAGUAGAUCCAAUAGAUCUAUUAAAAUCCGGCAAAUAUAACUGGUCUCAAUCUUUACCACAUGUCGAAAGUUACCAUGUUAACAAAUUCAAGGAGUUUGUGGAAAAUCAAGGAUCUGCCGCGAAUAAGGAAAUUCUAGGACAUGAUGUUAUGCGAGCAUUUAAAGAAUUUCAUAAAUCUAGAAGAGACCUUGCUAACGCCUUUUCUUUUAGAAGAUGA